Molecule: messenger RNA, 4496 nt
Organism: Linum trigynum
Lineage: Eukaryota; Viridiplantae; Streptophyta; Magnoliopsida; Malpighiales; Linaceae
Source: the annotation of a GenBank genome assembly
AGUACAAUUUGAAGUUAUACCAUAAUAAAAAAUUUAAAUUCCCUUAUAAUACAACUUCAACUUGUACUUUUAACUUUAUGAUAAAUGUUUAAAUUGUACUUUAAAACACUAAUACUUUAAAUGAAUCGAUAUUUGUCGCCCGGGUAUUUAUUAUUUGUCGCCCAUAGUUUUAUAAAAAGUCAAUUUUUCCCUUCAACGAUUUAGAAACCUACCUAAACUGCCCUUCCGGCCGCCGGUAUCGCUGACCUCUCGUUUGUUCUGCAAAUCCCGGCCACAAUUCUCCCUGACCUUCCUUUUUUCCCCCGCAAUUUCCGCGACGAUUCCUUCUCUUUUUUCUUUCGCGACAAUCCCUCCCUCCACCAUCUUCUUCCACUUUCCAAGAUCCCAAUCUCCCCAUUUUUGCGUGGCGGCUGCGGCGAGUGAAUCGCCAUGGGAGCAAGACCUGGCCAGAUCGGAAUGAGAUGGUUGGUUCGACUGCGACAAUCGGACGGAGAUGGGUGGUCCAACGCUAGCAAUCAGACGGUGUAAUGGUCAGGAGUGAACUGUAAAAUGUAUUAGUUUAGGGACUGCUUUGUAAUUGAGCAAGUCAUAUAAAUAGGUAAACCUUGUACUGAAAUCAUUAUCGAAUAACAGAAAUCAGUUUAUCAAUCUUCUUCUUCCUAUAAUCUGCCUUCUCCCUUCUUCUCCUGCUUCUGUUCUCCCUCUUCUUCUCAAUCUCUCUUCCUUCUCCUAUAAUUCUCCUUCUGAUUCUCCAAUUGAGAUCUCCAUUCCAUUCCUUUGAUCGAUUAACUCGCUAAGAAGAUCCAGUUCCGACUCCGACUGUUACAAAUUGGUAUCAGAGCCAACUCUUGGCAAAUGUCAACUAUCAACGCGAGAUUGGAUGGUUGGGAGGCUUUCGAGGCUCGAAUGGACGAGUUCAGCAACCAGCGCAAAACCAUCCUGGCGCGAUUGGCAGCACUCUUCCCCCAGAGUACGGAUUCCCAUCUCACGGCGAUGGACGAGAGGUUGGAGUUGCUCGACCGUGGACUGGGUUAUUGGGAUGGACGAUUUGAUGAACGGCUACUGUUUCUUGCCGCCUUGGAGCACCGGGAGCUGAUGGUGGUUUUCGGCCAACCACCUGUUCGACAAAAUGCCGAGCUGAUGAAAUGCUUGCUACCAACAACCGGAGCUCCCGCACAGGACAAUGUCGUAUCUCAGUUGCGGUCUCUUGCCAUUCACGGUCCUCGACUGUUUCCACCUUCUGGAUCAGCUUUUCCCUUCUUUUCGGGUAAGUGUCCAAGAACCUGGGUUAGGUACUGCGAGGCAUGGUUUAGUGAGAAUCCUAUGGCUGACCAUGAGAAGGUUGUCAUGGCAAAAGCCAAUUUUGGUCUUAGUGCCUGGUUUUGGGGGUGGUCUUAUGGCCGGCUAGUGGUGCUUUGGCGGGAACUGGCUGAAGCAGUAUGCAGCCAUUUUUUUGAUUCCGAUGAAUUUGUAGAGUAUGAUGGUGCUCCUCUUGCUCAUGCGGAAUUAGAAAUGGACGAAGCCGAUGCGUAUGAUGAGUUUGAUGAUUUGUAUCAUGCUGUUAAUAUUGGUGAGGAUUGCCUAUACCUUGAUUUUAUGUCAGUUUCACCACUGGUUUUUCCAAAUCGUUUUUCCUAUUUGGGGUCUUUGGACAAACUGGACAGGAAUGACUAUCCUGUGGGUGAUGGCUACUCGAUGGUUGCUAGAAAUAUUCACUUCCCAGAUGUUGCAGUUGUUAAGAGACGCAUUACCAUUGUUUUCAAUUUAGCGCUUAGAGCCUUAUCUUCUAAUGGAAUUGGGCUGGAGUUUACAGUGGGCAGAUCUGAGGUCCCUGUUGAUUCGGGUCAUUAUAUAGUGUGUGUGGAUUCUUUUGGCAUAGUUCUUCCUCAUGUCAGUGGUAGUAAUCCUGAUUUUUGUGAAGCAUAUAAAGCUGCUUUUCCGAACUCACAACUUACUACUGCAAAUGCUCGGAAUGGAACUAUGGUGGCUCCACCAUUCCCCUUCGUAUUGGCGGAAGAUGGUGAAGAUUUAAGUGCAGCAGACAAUGUAAAACUUGAAGAUCAAAAAGCUGCUUCUUUGCUUGGAAUUGCAGACACCUAUAUUAAGUUGUUUGACCCGGGUGGAGCUGGGUUACCAAGUGAUUUCAUUGCUACUGGAUCACCUCGCAAGCUGUACAUCUCAUGUGAUUUUGAGGUUGACGACAACUACUGUUAUGCCGUGGUAUCUAAGGGCAGGGGUGAUUGUCCCAAUUUUAAAGGACCAUAUAAGGAUAUUCUUGCAAGCCAAGCUGUUCUCAGUGACAGGUUUAGUUGGGUGUCUAUAGAAGCUUUGGAUUUCAAUGGCUGUAGUGGAAGUAAUUUGAGGGUUGGUGAUGCUUUUCUUGGGAUAUUGGCGGUUAAGGGUUCCAGGAUCAGUUCUGAAAAUGAUACAUCAGCCAUUGCUUUGGUUCAAGUUCUUGAUCGGCUAGCCAUUGAUUUCAUUACUUGUCUUGCUGAUGUGGAUGUUGAGUUUGUGGCUGUCAGGCGGGAGUGCUGCCACUCCGGUGUGGGGUAUGGUUUCACUUCUGAAUUGGUAGGGUGCAGUGGGGAACUGGGGCAUCGUAGCUGGACUCAUGGAUAUAAGAUUUUUCCUACCUACUAUGGCGUUAGUGUACAUCACUCGGUGGGUGGCUGUAGUUCUUCCUCGAAGCAGCAGCAAUGACUUGGUUUCCUUGGGACAACCGGCUUUCAACUAUUUCCACUUUCAGCAAGAGUUCCACGAUGUGACAAGGGCAGAUUACAACAAUGCUUCCUAUUGCAGCAGUGAGAUCCCUUCAACCGACAGCAUUUGUGGUGUUGUUGGGGAUUGUUGGAAUAUGGAAAUAUGUUGGUUAGUUUCAGCUUGUCCAAACAACUUGUCAUGAUGCAAUUGUUAUAGCUUAAGUUUCUCUUUGUUGGUCUUAAUUGUUCUUCAGACUUGAGGACAAGUCUGUCCUGAAGAGGUCGGGAUUGUAAUGGUCAGGAGUGAACUGUAAAACGUAUUAGUUUAGGGACUGCUUUGUAAUUGAGCAAGUCAUAUAAAUAGGUAAACCUUGUACUGAAAUCAUUAUCGAAUAACAUAAAUCAGUUUAUCAAUCUUCUUCUUCCUAUACUCUGCCUUCUCCCUUCUUCUCCUGCUUCUGUUCCCCCUCUUCUUCUCAAUCUCUCUUCCUUCUCCUAUAAUUCUCCUUCUGAUUCUCCAAUUGAGAUCUCCAUUCCAUUCCUUUGAUCGAUUAACUCGCUAAGAAGAUCCAGUUCCGACUCCGACUGUUACAGACGAACGAAGACGCUCAGUUCACCGGGCUUCAGACGGGGAUCCCCCGCCGGAGUCGGACCGGAUUCGUUACCUGCGUCGCCUGGUGUUACUCGCCGACGACAUUUCUUUCCCCGAAAAACUAUUGGACUCCUAAUUAAUAUUAAAAUUUUAAAUAUUGUAUUAAAUAAUUAUUAAAUACCAAAAUUUCUCUAAUUAACCCAAAUACAUAUGCAUUUCUCUAAGUAACAUCCACCGGUAACUGUGGAAAAAAUAAUUAAAGAAGACAAGAUAUGGUAAUCAUCCCUAAUUGACAACCGCAAACAAUUCCCUUAGUUGACUUGUAUUCCCUUAAUUAAUACGUCUAAUUCGAUAAACCAUGUUUAAUUUCAUUUACUAAAAAUUGACAUCCGAAAAAAAUUUCUUCAUUAACAUAUUAUAUUCCAUAACUUAUGUUUAAUAUCAAUUCCCUAAUUAACAAUAGGAAAAAAUUCCCUUAAUUAACACGACUGAGCCCAUAAUGGAGAUUUUGUAUUAUUAAUCACAACCCAAAUAAAUCCUUUAAUGAUAUCAUACGUGGGUAUUGGUUCUAAUAAUUAUAAAUUUAAAUAAUUAUUUAUUGAUUUGUACAAUAUUUAUAAGUAUUCAUAAUUUAUUCAUAUAACUAGGGUUUAAUUUUAACCAUGUUCGUAUCCACAUUUCUUUCCCCGGUUACACCUUCUACCCCUCCCAAACCCUAAACCCUUAUUCCAACCAAAUAACUACCUUCAACCUCUAUCCAUCCAAUCCUACUACGACAUUGUCUUAGAGUCGAAAUCGCCUCUUCCUAUACUAACUACAAUAAUUCGCCUCAUCUAAAUACGCAUGGUAGGCCCAAGAAACUGUUUGUUACAACCCCCAGAGCUCCCAAAAACCUCGAUGAAAGUUUUGACAUUAUUCAUAAUUUUUUGGCCCGAACGUCUAAUCGAGAAACAGUCGAUUCCAAUAUGUUCGUAUCCACAGUUUAGUGGAGCGGCGAGGGUUUCAAUAAUUUUUCACAUCAAUAGCUCUAGUAGUAACUGCGAAAAGAUACUUUUGUAGCCAUUUAAUCUAAUUUAAUAAGUAUUUUAUAGUCAUUAUUUCUACACAAUUAAAUGAAUUAUCCAUAAGUAGUAUAAUAUUUUGAUCAUUUAUAAUUAAAUAUCCAUAAUAUUAUACAAUAUUUCUGAUAAAUUAUAAUCACUUUA